This is a messenger RNA of Mycena indigotica, 1440 nucleotides long. RefSeq lists its product as uncharacterized. Lineage: Eukaryota; Fungi; Basidiomycota; Agaricomycetes; Agaricales; Mycenaceae. The transcript is spliced from 6 exons. Bases 1 to 1440 code for a protein of 479 amino acids. The record is from RefSeq and is a predicted model, not a curated record.
AUGGCUUCCUUCAGAGAUUCGACAGUUGUGGUUAUCGAAACAGGACGUACAGUCAUACGUGCUGGCCUUGGGCUCCAUGAACUUCUAAAGACUCCAGCUGUGGAAGUUACUGCACGCGUCGGCCUUCGUCGAGACGCGUUGACAAGCGGUCAUGUGCCAAAUGUCAAGGACUAUUUAGUUGGCACCCAACUUGACGAUGCACUUGCUGCAGCUGCCGAUAUUUUGGUGUCAUGGCCAUUUGCCGAGGGGCCUAUAAAAGACUGGGUACAAGCUGAAGCUCUUUGGAAACACGUUCUUUUUGACAAACUACAACGACGUCGCGUCCAAAACGAAUCUCCCGUGCUGCUAUCCAUCGCUUCAGGUCUCUCCAGAGACGAAUAUGAACGGAUCUGUCAAAUGUUCUUCGAGCGCUUCAAUGUGGCGGGCUUUGGUAUCUUGGAGCGUCCCAUGGGUCAAAUAUAUGCUGCUAACAGUCUGAGUGGUGUGGUCGUUGACAUAAGUCAGUUCCAAACUGACAUUACCCCGGUCUACGAGGGCUUUAUCGCCCGACAAGCCCGUGUCUCGACUUCUGUUGGGACUGGGGACUGCGAAAACUAUCUUGCAUAUCUUUUGCGCUCAAAUCAAUCUGUUCUGGCCGCAAUAUCACCACCAGAGGCUCCUCUAGAACCUCAGAAUGUCCACGCUACCCUCGUUCAGCUUGCUAGUCAGGUCUGGAGAGAGGGACACGUCAAAGUCCCCUCGGACGGAGAAACUGCUGCUACCGAAGAUGAAGGGGUGACCGAUAUUGCCGCUGUUAUUGUCGCGGGGAAGGAGCGCGCUCUUAUUGAGAGCGGUAUGAAAAAACGAGCAACUGCAAAGGCUUCUGCUGCAGAACAAGCCCGGGCGCGGGAACUCGAGGCUUUGGAUCUUAUAACGGUACAGUUUCGCGGACAGUCUGUUACAUUGGGCAAAGAACGGCAUAGAUUUUGCGAGCCUUUGUUUGACCCAACCCUUCUACGUGCAAUUCCCUCUACCUUACCAGAAUCCACACCACGGUCUACUGAAGUGCUCUCGUGGUCUUUACAAGAAGCGGUUGGACAUGCCGUCGCACAAACAGAAGUCGACCAACGUCAAUAUAUAUGGGGCGGCCUUUUCGUGACUGGGGAAAUAACGCAGCAUGUGAAAGGGAUCGGAAUCGCGCUUCAAUCCCGUGUUGCUCCGUUUUUAGUCAAUCCAGACCUACAAACCGAGUUGCAAACAAGAGCGGUUCGGGUGCUCAAUGUCCCAGACUAUUUCCCCGAAUACCGGGACACUGGCAAUGGUUUCGCAGCUUUCCUCGGCGCCAGCAUCACUGCCAAAAUUACAUUCAACGACUCAAUGAGCAGAAAUUUUGUAUCUAAAGCAGACUAUUCAAGUAAAGGGCCGCGCUCAGUGAUCGAGAUGGCGCCUUCGUUGUUGUAG